AGUCUUAUUUAAUUUUUUAGUAUUUUUUUCGCCCCUAGGGAUUUUUGCGUCUUUCUGUUUGCUCGUUUUGAUAACCGAUUAGUUAAGUGUCAAAGAUGUCGGAUAAACCUGAAAAUUUACCGAAUUCAAACUCCGAAUUGGACGGAAAUUCCGAAAACAAACCACAAAGUACAAGCUCGAAAAAGAAAAACAAAAACAAAAAGAACCGUUCAAAUGCUCAAGAAAACAAUGACCAAGAAAUAAGUAGCGAUAAGAUCGUGCCUGAAGGCGAUGGACUGCCAAAUCCUUUAAAUCAAAUCUCCAUCAAGGAUUUAAGAGCCGCCAUGGAGGUGUUUUCUCUUAGUCAAAAACCUGCCAAGACGCAAGAGGAGGCCAUGAAGAAGAGCUACAUGUUCUGGAACACGCAGCCCGUACCAAAAAUGGACGAAAAAAUCACCGUCAACGAGGCCAUCGAGCCAGACCGGCCUGCAGGUGAAAUUAGGGCUGAGCCCUACAGUUUACCUGAUGGUUUCUCAUGGGACACUCUUAACCUGGACGAGCCCCUUGUACUGAAGGAACUGUACACUCUGCUGAACGAAAAUUACGUAGAGGACGACGACUGCAUGUUCCGAUUUGACUAUCAACCUGAAUUUUUGAAAUGGGCGUUGCAACCCCCUGGCUGGAAAAAAGAGUGGCACUGUGGUGUUAGAGUUGUGAAAAGUGGUAAAUUAGUGGGUUUUAUUUCUGCAAUACCCGCGACACUUAACAUAUACAAAAAAACGCAAAAAAUGGUCGAGAUAAACUUCCUGUGCGUGCACAAGAAGCUGCGCAGCAAACGCGUCGCGCCCGUGCUGAUCCGCGAGAUCACCAGACGCGUUCAUCUCACCGGGCUGUUCCAGGCCGUGUACACUGCCGGCAUCGUGCUGCCUAAGCCCGUGAGCUCGUGCACGUACUGGCACCGGUCGCUGAACCCGAAGAAGCUGAUCGAGGUGAAGUUCUCGCACCUGUCGCGCAACAUGACGAUGCAGCGCACGCUCAAGCUGUUCAAGCUGCCCGACAAGCCCAAGACGCCCGGGUUCAGGCGGAUGACGCAGGAGGACGUGCCGCAGGCCCACAAGUUGCUCGUCGAGUACCUAAAACGGUUCGAGCUUGCGCCGCACUUCACUGAAGAAGAGUUCGUGCACUGGUUCAUGCCGCGGCCCAACAUAAUCGACAGCUUCGUGGUCGAAGCGGGCGGCGACAUCACCGACAUGGUCAGCUACUACACGCUACCGUCGACGGUGAUGCACCAUCACCAGCACAAAAACCUCAAGGCCGCCUACAGCUUCUACAACGUGUCGAAAGAGACCCCGUGGCUGCAGCUGAUGAACGACGCGCUCAUCUCCGCCAAGCAGCUCAGCUUCGACGUGUUCAACGCGCUCGACAUCAUGGAGAACUCCGAGUUCCUCGAGACGCUCAAGUUCGGCAUCGGGGACGGCAAGCUGCAGUACUACCUGUACAACUGGAAGUGCCCGUCGAUGGGCUCCGACGAGAUCGGUCUGGUGCUGCAAUAGGGAGGCGCGGUAGGCGGUGGGUUGGGUGGACCGAAACGAAACACCGAACUUUCAAUCAGCUUCACUUUGGGUUUGCCGAUGAAGUUCCGCAGGCGCAACGAUGCGUCGAUAUUAGUUUUUAAAACAACGUUUUUUU
Messenger RNA from Brassicogethes aeneus, 1668 nucleotides. NCBI's taxonomy places the organism in Eukaryota, Metazoa, Arthropoda, Insecta, Coleoptera, Nitidulidae. The record is from the annotation of a GenBank genome assembly.